Vigna umbellata (rice bean) is the source of this 993-nucleotide messenger RNA. RefSeq names its product heat stress transcription factor A-9-like. Gene Ontology annotation, cellular component: nucleus. NCBI's taxonomy places the organism in Eukaryota, Viridiplantae, Streptophyta, Magnoliopsida, Fabales, Fabaceae. The record is from RefSeq and is a predicted model, not a curated record. Gene Ontology annotation, biological process: cellular response to heat; regulation of transcription by RNA polymerase II. Gene Ontology annotation, molecular function: RNA polymerase II cis-regulatory region sequence-specific DNA binding; DNA-binding transcription factor activity.
AUGGAUGUUUCCGAGUGCGAGUCCCUUCAGAAAGUGAAAGCAAAGGAACCAAACAAGGUUGGUUCUGAAAACGGCAUCGUUUUGAUGAAGGAAGAAGAUGUUGAGUGGGGUCCACAACCGUUCAUGAAGAAGAUAUUGAAAAUGGUGGAAGAUGAGAGCUCGAACCCAAUUGUAUCGUGGGGUGAAGGGCGUUGUAGUUUCGUGAUUUGGGAUUCUGCUAAGUUCAGUAAAACCAUUCUUCCAAACUACUUCAAGCACAGUAACUUCUCUAGCUUCCUUCGCCAACUUAACAACUAUGGGUUUAAGAAGGUUAAUCCAAAGCGUUGGGAGUUUGCAUGUGAAGGUUUUCAACCAGGAAAAAGGCAUUUACUGAAGCAUAUCGUGAGAAGAGGAAGAAAGAAUAAGUUGUGUAAUGAACAACUUCGAGGUGAAGUUGAGGAGCUGAAGAAGGAGAAGAACGUGUUAGCACUGGAAAUUCUAAAGCUCACACAACGGCUUAGGGAUUCACAGGUUCAACUUAACAAUUUUGAAGAACGGCUUCGGUAUGUUGAGUUGAAGCAAUAUCAGAUGUUGGAUUUCUUCAGCAGAAUGGUCCAAGUGCCUGGUUUUGUUGAGCAAUUGGUUCACAAGAUUCAGCAGAAAGAUGGGGUUGAUGGGGCAGACAUGGUUAUGAGAUGCAAAUUUUUGGGACCUCAGUACUAUUUGAGCUUCUCUAAUAAGGGCACUAACACUAGCUCAAACUUUGGUUAUUAUAGACAGCAAGGUUUUGAACAAAAUGGUAUCACCAGCUUCUGUCCUGUGAAAGAUGAUUCAUACAUAUCUACACAAGGGCCGAGGACUGAUGGUUAUGAUGUGUCACAUGCUUAUGAUGGUGUGUUAGAAGAAUUACUAAGUGAGAAUUUUGGUGAGGAUGUAAAUGUAAGUGUGAAUGAGUCAAAUAUAUAUCUUGAGUUGGAGAGUUUGAUUGGAUCCACAAGUGGAUUGAUGGGGUGA